Messenger RNA from Macadamia integrifolia, 1657 nucleotides. Its product is annotated as ankyrin repeat domain-containing protein, chloroplastic-like. The coding region runs from base 104 to 1393 and encodes 429 amino acids. Gene Ontology annotation, cellular component: chloroplast outer membrane. The transcript has 8 exons. Gene Ontology annotation, molecular function: protein binding; chloroplast targeting sequence receptor activity. The record is from RefSeq and is a predicted model, not a curated record. Lineage: Eukaryota; Viridiplantae; Streptophyta; Magnoliopsida; Proteales; Proteaceae. Gene Ontology annotation, biological process: protein targeting to chloroplast.
UGCCCCAUGAAAAGGGACCCUUCCAUAGCUUCUGCUUGUGAAUUUUUGUUGAAGGCUUGAAGCAAUUGAACUCCUCCAAUCCUUCUAUUUGUGAAACAGAAAGAUGGGAGCUUUCACACUACCCAAAUCCCAAACCCCUCAAUUCUUCCCUCUAAUUCCCAACUCCACAUUCCACCUCUCUGUUCCUAAUCAUCUUUCAUGUACUUCUCUCGCCGUCUCAAGGAAACUCUCCUUACACUCUCUCUCAGUCUCAGCUUCUCUUUCUUCCUUCUCUCCUUCCACCCAACAAGCGCAAGAAGAAGAUGAUGAGCUCGUUAUCGGCGACUGCGUUGUCUUUGAAGAGGGUAUCUUCGAAGACCCUUACCUUCAAGACAACUUCAAUAGGAAUAAACCCAGCAAGAAGAAAUCGAAGACAGUAAUGGAGGAGAGUUUGGUUCCAGAUAAAUGGAAGGAAUUGCAAGCUGAAAUCAACUUGACAAAGAAGGAGAAGCGUAGUAUUGCUCAGGAAUUAGAAUACGGGAGAAAUGUCCAGAAGAAGAAGCCUGUGGUCCAUUUUAAGGAUACGGUGGCGUUCUUGACGUAUCGGGAGGCUAAGUUGUCGCAGUUGAACCCCGUGGUUCUUGAUAAUCCUGCUUAUCCUUUGAAAGAGCAGGUGGAUGAAAAUGAAGAUAAAGAUGUGUCUGAAAUGGGUUCCUCUUCAAGUGGCAGAGUGCAACCUAGGAACCCUAGGAAAGCAGUUUAUGGAGGUACACUCGAAGACAUUUCAGAGUUCUUUAAUAGUGGGAAAUAUCAGCCUGGAGAGAUCUCUGGCAAGAAAUCUGAAGGUCGUAAGUUGUUCACUAAAGAAGAAAAGGUUCUUCUGAAUAAGCGCAUACCAAAUUUGGCUGAUGCAACCUGUGGGAAAUGGCUGCCUCUUCACACUCUUGUUGCAUCUGGAGAGUUUUACCUGGUGGACUCUUUGCUGAAGCACAAUGUUGAUAUCAAUGUCACUGAUAAGGAUGGCUUGACUGCACUUCAUAGAGCCAUAAUUUGCAAGAAGCAGGCCAUUACCAAUUAUCUGUUGAGAGAAAAUGCAAAUCCUUUUGUCCGUGAUGAAGAAGGGGCCACAUUGAUUCAUUACGCCGUCCAAACUGCAUCGAGUCACUCAAUUAAAAUCCUUCUGUUGUAUAAUGUUGAUAUAAACCUUCCAGAUUAUGAUGAGUGGACACCAUUACAUCUCGCUAUUCAAGCCCGAAGAACAGAUAUAGUGAGGCUUUUGUUGAUUAAAGGAGCUGAUAAGACGUUAAAAAACCGGGAUGGUUUAACUCCACUUGACCUGUGUCUCUAUUCUGGUAGAGACACAAGAACUUAUGAGCUCAUCAAGUUAUUAAAGCAGCUACCGAAGUUGCCAUGACUGCCGUUUUACUCUCUAGUUUUGCAUUUUUCUUGCCUGCCUUUUUCCAGAUGCGGCUUAAAGUUGCCCACCCAGAACUAAAAGCACCUUGUGCUGGAUCACUGCUUAUCCGAAAGGAAUAAAGCAGUUUAAGCCUAAAGGUAAAUACCCACUUUAUUUACUGGAAUACCCUUGUUGUAAUGAUAUUUUUCUUUUCUGGCUAUGGACUUUUCACUUCCCAAACAAGAUUAUAGGUAUCGGUAUUCAUAUCGAUCUUGUUCGAUA